Molecule: messenger RNA, 981 nt
Organism: Anopheles maculipalpis
Lineage: Eukaryota; Metazoa; Arthropoda; Insecta; Diptera; Culicidae
Product: luciferin sulfotransferase-like
Exons: 5
Coding region: 1-981 (326 amino acids)
Biological process (GO): sulfation
Cellular component (GO): cytoplasm
Molecular function (GO): sulfotransferase activity
Source: RefSeq, a predicted model, not a curated record
AUGUUCACCAUCAAACCAUUGGAUUCUCCGCUAGCUAAAGUGGUCGAGGCACCAAUGCAUGGAAGUACGGUAGAGGUACAUCUUACUGAUGCGAGCUACCUUCCAACCGGAGAAACCGCCCGAAAACCGUCACAUUGUGUGCUGCCACCGCAAUACGUGAGUCAGGCAGAGCGCAUCCACAACUUCACCGUGUACGAGGACGAUGUUUGGAUAUUGAGCUUCCCCAAGUGUGGCACCACCUGGACACAGGAGAUGGUGUGGUUGAUAAGCCACGAUCUGGAUUAUAAAACCGCGUCGGAAGUGAACCUGCUUGAUCGUUCUAUAUUUCUUGAAUUUUCUGCAUUCAUGCUCAACUAUCCCGGCGAUACGAUCGAGCAGGUGGAAAAGGCAAACCGACCAAGGCACAUUCAAUGUCACCUACCGAUUGCACUACUGCCGAAACAGAUCUGGACCGUCCGGCCAAAGUUGAUCUACUGUGCCCGUAAUCCCAAGGAUGCUGCCGUUAGCUUUUAUCAUCAUUAUCGUCACCUUCACGGAUAUCAAGGAACGAUGCCAAAUUUCUUCGAUGCUUUGCUAAGCGAUCAGAUACUGUUCGGACCACAAAUUCCUCAUACGCUCGAUUUUUGGAACGUUCGCCGUGAGAUGAAUAUACUCUUCAUACAUUUUGAAGAAAUGAAAAUGAACAUGGCUGAUGUACUGCGAAGAGUUUGCAAUUUUUUUCACAAAUCUUACACCGAUCAGCAGCUGGCCGAGCUUGAAAAUCAUCUCUCCUUCGAUGUUAUGAAAAACAAUAAAUCAGCAAACAAUUCUUGCGUAUUGGAGCUAGUGGAAUCACUAUCCGGGAAAAGGGUGGAAAACUUUCAAUUUAUGCGAAAAGGAAAGAUAGGUUCACACAGUGAAGAGUUAUCGGAAGAGUACAUCAAACUUUUUAACGACUACAUCGAGCGACACCUGGAAGGAAAUGAUUUUCGCUUUAAGUGA